Molecule: messenger RNA, 1564 nt
Organism: Pelodiscus sinensis (Chinese soft-shelled turtle)
Lineage: Eukaryota; Metazoa; Chordata; Testudines; Trionychidae
Source: RefSeq, a predicted model, not a curated record
UUUUUCUGCUCUUUGUCUUAUAGCUUAUCGUUAUUUAGGAAAAGGUUAUUAUUGGGAAAUGGCAGAAGCAGUUUUCCAUGCCCCAAAAAGGAAAAGAAGAGUGUUUGAGUCAUAUGAUUCUCCAUUCCCUAUUCCUGCCUCUCUGGAAGACAUCUGUGGGAAAGAUUUCAAGAUAUGCCAGGCAGAAAUUAUUAACAAUAAUGUAAUUGUAAGGAACCCUGAAGACAUAGAACAGUUGUAUAGCAAGGGCUAUUUUGGAAAAGGUAUUCUUUCAAGAAGCAGACCAGAAUACAAUAUUUCAGACCCUUUAUUGGCUGCUAAGUGGCAAGAUGCCAAGAUAAACAUGCCCAUACUCUCCUCAAAAAAGUACCAGUGUCAUCUUGAAUGGGCUAAAUGCCUAAUGAGAGAGCAAGGACUUGAUGAUUGUUCCAUUAACAAAAUUAUUGAAAAUUAUACCAAACCAUUUAAUCUGCCCUUUGUGAAAGGGGAUGGAGAAGUUGCACAAAAUGAUGACUCUUACUGCAGAGUGGCUGCAGAAAUGGAAAAUGUAGAUGAUGGAAUGAAACUUCCAAGAGGUUCUGCCGUAAAUAAUAGAGAUUCAGCGGCACCAAACAUUGAUUGUCAUAACAAGAGUCCAGAUGGCAAGAAAACUUGUUUGGAAAGUGAUUCAGUUUACACUGAUCCAUUAGCUAAGCAUGGAUCUGAGGAAUUAUAUGCACUAGACACUAAAGUUAAAAUGCAUUGCCAAAGCCAGGAUAAUAUUAUUGUGCGUUGUGGCUGCAAGGCUGAAGAGUAUGCCAACCAAGUAUUUUGUGACUUGGAGAAAGGGAAAGAAGAUGCUUAUGAGUAUAUAUUGGUUCAAGAGGAAGAAAUCAAAUUGUGCCCUGAAGACAAAGCAGUAAAUGAUCAAUCAGAUCUAAUCAAACGGGAAAAAUUAGUAUGCAGAAGAAAUCCAUUUAGGAUUUUUGAAUAUUUGCAACUCAGCCUAGAGGAGGCAUUUUUCUUGGUUUAUGCGCUAGGAUGUUUGAGUAUUUAUUAUAAUGAGGAACCUUUAACUAUUUUGAAGUUAUGGGAAGUUUUUAGUGAAGUGCAACCUAAUUUUAGAACGACAUACAUGGCAUAUCACUACUUCCGAAGUAAGGGUUGGGUCCCCAAAGUAGGACUGAAGUAUGGAACUGAUCUCUUGCUAUAUCGAAAAGGUCCUCCUUUUUACCAUGCAAGUUACUCGGUUAUUGCUGAACUGGUUAAUGACAACUUUGAAGGGUCUCUGCACAGACCACUCAACUGGAUGUCUUUGUCUGGCUUGAACAGAACAACAAUGAAUGUGUCCAAGGAACUUAUGUUAUGCUAUUUGAUUAGAUCAUGUGAUAUGACUGACAAAGAAAUGUCAUCACCAGAAUGUCUGAAAAGAAUUAAAGUUCAAGAAUUGAUUGUAAGUCGGUGGGUCUCUUCCCGUGAGCGCAGUGAACAAGAUGAAUAAUAAUAAGAUGGACCAAGAAAUCCAGUGUUAAAGAAGCAAAUAUUAUAAACAAAUUAGGUUGAGAGAAGUUUAAUCUUUACUUGA